Messenger RNA from Exophiala bonariae, 1254 nucleotides. RefSeq lists its product as uncharacterized. The transcript is spliced from 4 exons. Lineage: Eukaryota; Fungi; Ascomycota; Eurotiomycetes; Chaetothyriales; Herpotrichiellaceae. Bases 1 to 1254 code for a protein of 417 amino acids. The record is from RefSeq and is a predicted model, not a curated record. Gene Ontology annotation, molecular function: iron ion binding; 2 iron, 2 sulfur cluster binding.
AUGGCGAUCUUGAUAUUGAAGGCCUUGGUUGAUAUACCUCUUCCAGCAUAUUUGUUCAUCUCCUCAUGUUUUAUAUAUCUCUUUGGGAAUAUCGUUGUAAAUCACCUGCAUGCUGUAUUUUCAUCACGCGCUGAUCAGAAAGCCACUGGUCCCAUAAGCUCUAAGCUUGAUUUAGCGGAGAGAGGAAACCUCCAAAGAGAUGAGUCCCUGUCGUAUGAAGAGGUCUUCCAACUCGAGAAGCGGGCAUUUUUCAGUAGGACCUGGCUUUUUGUGUGUCACCAGAGUAGAUUCUUGAAGAUUGGCGACUAUCACACUUUCGACAUUGCUGGAAUAUCUUUUUUUGCUGUACUAGGCAAGGAUUCUAGAAUCCGAGCGUUCCACAAUGUCUGCCGCCAUCGAGCUUAUACUGUGGUACGAAAGUCAUGUGGUAAUUCGACUCGAUUCUCGUGCAAAUAUCAUGGCUGGCAAUAUGAUGAUGAAGGAUCAUUGGUCAAAGCUCCAAAAUUCGACGAAUCUCCAGGGUUCAAUGAUGAAGAGAAUGGCCUUUUCGAAGUCAAGCUGAUAUUGACAAGAGAGGGGCUAAUAUUUGUCAACUUUGACGCCAGCACAAUGAAGUUACCGUUCAAUGAUGUCAAAUCUCAUAUCAACCUUGGCAAUUCAGUCUGGAUUGAGAGUUUCGAGACGACGUCUGCUGCCAACUGGAAGGAUAUUGCGAACGAAUUCUCAAAGCAGGCGCAUUCUUCUCAAAGUAAGUUUCCAUGGUUGAGAGGACUUCGUAAAAUAAAGCAACAUGAACUUCUUGGUCCGCUCAGUACAAUCAAAGAGCUGAGCGAUGGUCUCUGGUGCACAAUAACGCUACUGCCACGUUCAUUCUCGGAAGUCAUGAUCAGAUGUGACUUGUACGGGAAGGAAGGGCACAAGAUUCCAGAAUACGCGGUAGAGAAGUGCAAAAACGGCCUGAGAACAGAAAUGUCGACUUUUGCAAGCCGUGAAGUCUCAAAUGAUAUGCCCAGGUCUUACUUCUCAUACAAAUGUGGAGGGCGGACAAUUGACCUUUUCGCCAUAUUGUCGCAACACCAACGGAGCGAGAGGCUAUCGAAGAAGCGGCUACAGCCAGCGAUUCGAGUAACUGGGGCUGGUUUCAUUGAUACUGAGGCGGCCGAUUUAUGUGAUGUGCUGGAUGGUGCUGUAGCGCCUCCCACGUUGGAGCAGUGUUCAAAAGUGUCUAGCUGGAGAAGGACCGUCGAUUGGUGA